This is a messenger RNA of Pogona vitticeps (central bearded dragon), 4171 nucleotides long. The record is from RefSeq and is a predicted model, not a curated record. Lineage: Eukaryota; Metazoa; Chordata; Lepidosauria; Squamata; Agamidae.
GCCGUCUUCAGUUGCAAGCAGACCGUCAUCAGCAGCAUAUUAGAACGAGGGAUUCAUUAAUACAGUCUUUGGCAGCUCAGUUGGAACUGGAGGGAUUUGGAAAAGCACCUUUUAAUGAGAGGCAAAUUAAUAGUUUCCACAGGCUUGUGAAAGAAAGACAGGAUAAAGACAUGGAAGCAGCGAAUCAGUUGAUGAGAGAAUUUGAGGAGAAAGAAGCAAUGAAGCAGAAUCAGCUUGAUGAAAUCAGGGAUAGAAAAACUGGACUUGAAAGAACCAUUGACCUGAAGUCAGAUAUUCAACAUAAGAAGCAGUUUGAAUUAAAGAACCUGAAACAUGAGUUACUUCAGCUUGAAGGGUCUUCGGAUAGGCUCCUGGAACUUGAUCAGGAACUGACCAAAGCAAAAUGUGAACUAGGUGAAGCUGAGAGGAACUGCAACACUGAAGCCUUAGAAAUGGAAAUACAAGAGCUUCAGAGAGAGAAGGCAAAUCUGGAUGGCAUUCUUCGGAAACUGGAUAAAGAAAUGGAACAGUUGAACUUAAAUACUGCAAUAAUCACCCAAAUGGACAUGCUAAAGAAAGAUAAAGCUGACAAAGAGGAACAAAUCAGAAAAAUAAAAGCCAGACACAACGAAGAGUUAAUCUCCUUGCUUGGAUAUUUUCCAAACAAAAAGCAACUUGAAGAUUCAAUUCAUGCUAAAAGUAAAGAAAUUAAUCAGACAAGAGACAGACUUGCCAAGCUCAACAAAGAACUUGUUUCAGCAGAGCAAAACAAAAAUCAUGUUAGUGCUGAAUUAAGGAAAAAAGAAGAGCAGUUGUCCAGCUAUGAAGAAAAGCUUUUUGAUGUUUGUGGAAGCCAAGAUUUUGAAAGUGACCUCUGCAAACUUCAAGAUGACAUUGAAAAAACUUCCAAGCAGCGAGCCAUGCUUGCUGGGGCCACAGCUGUUUAUUCGCAGUUCAUCACACAACUAACCGAUGAAAACCAGUCAUGUUGUCCAGUUUGUCAGAGGGUUUUCCAAACAGAGUUAGAACUUCAGGAAGUGAUAGAUGAUCUUCAGAAGAAGCUGCGCCUUGCUCCAGAUAAAUUGAAAACAACAGAGGCUGAACUUAAGAGGAGAGAGAAGAAGCGUGAUGAAAUGAUGGCACUUAAACCUGUCAGGCAAACAUUAUCUGAACUUCAAGAAAAGGACAUACCUGACUUAAGGAACAAGCUGCAGAUUCUCAACAGAGAGAUUCAACGCCUUAAAAAUGAUAUAGAAGAACAGGAGACUGUCUUGGCUGUUAUUAUGCCUGAGGAAGAAAGUGCCAAAGCAUGUCUGCAAGAUAUUACCCUUAUGGAAAGGUACCAGACUGAUCUAAGGGAUGUUGAGCGAAAAAUUGCUCAGCACGCUACUAAGCUACAAGGUGUGGAUUUGGGUCGGACUCUUUUGCAAGUGAGCCAGGAAAAGCAAGAGAGAAAGCAUCAGUGGGAUACAGUCACCGGAAAAAUUGAAUUAAAGCAGACACUUAAACAAGACCAACAAAAUCAGGUCCAGUGUUUAAAGAGUACGGUGAAUGAGCUUAAAGCGGAGAAACUUCAAAUUUCCAGUCGUAUGCAACGUCGACAGCAGUUAGAAGAGCAGACUGUGGAGCUGACCACUGAGGUGCAGUCCUUGAACAGAGAAGUUAAGGAAGCAAAGGAGCAGAUCUUUCCUUUAGAAACAACUUUGGGGAAACUGCAGCAAGAAAGAGAAGAGUUGAUGCAGAAAAAGAACAAAAGUUACAGAGCAACACAAGAGGAGAUAAACAACAUCAAAGAAAAAGUUAAAAACAUCCAGCAGUAUGUAAAAGAGAUUGAGAAUUAUGUUAAAGAAGGGAAAGAAGAGUACAAACAGCAAAAGGAAAUUGAACUUGAUGAAGUCAACGUUCAGCUAACAGAAUGUGAAAAGAGGAAGGAGAAGAUAAAUAAAGAAAUUGGAACCAUUAGGCAAGAUAUUGAUACUCAGAAGAUUCAGGAGCGAUGGUUAGAAGAUAAUCUUACUUUAAGAAAAAGAAAUGAAGAUCUAAAAGAAGUGGAAGAUAGCAUAAACCGAUACUUGAAGGAGAUGGGAGAAAUGAAGGUCCCACAACUGAAAAAAGACCGAGAGCAUUUAGAGGGAAAAAUAGAAGAGCUGAAAAGAAACCACAGCUUAGCACUUGGACGACAGCGUGGGUUUGAAGAAGAGAUCCUUAGAUUUAAGAGAGAGUUGAGAGAUUCGCAGUUUAAAGAUGCAGAAGAGAAAUACAGAGAAAUGAUGAUAAUAAUGAGAACAACAGAACUGGCAAACAAAGAUCUUGAUAUUUACUAUAAAGCAUUGGAUCAAGCAAUCAUGACAUUUCAUAGCAUGAAAAUGGAAGAAAUCAACAAAAUAAUUCAUGACCUUUGGCGGAGCACCUAUAGAGGACAAGAUAUUGAAUACAUAGAAAUUCGGUCUGAUGCAGAUGAGAAUGUCUCUGCUUCUGACAAGAGGAGGAAUUAUAAUUACAGAGUAGUCAUGAUAAAAGGAGACACUGCUCUAGAUAUGAGGGGUCGAUGCAGUGCUGGUCAAAAGGUUCUUGCCUCGCUGAUUAUCCGUCUUGCUCUAGCAGAAUCUUUUUGCCUUAACUGUGGUAUUCUUGCACUGGAUGAGCCAACCACCAACCUUGACAGAGAGAACAUUGAAUCCCUUGCCCAUGCCCUAGUGGAGAUAAUCAAAAGUAGAUCCCAACAACGUAACUUUCAACUGCUUGUAAUAACACAUGAUGAAGAUUUCGUGGAACUUUUGAGUCGAUCUGAGUAUGUGGAGAAAUUCUACAGAAUUAAGAAAAAUCUUGACCAGUGUUCUGAGAUUGUGAAAUGCAGUGUAACAUCUUUGGGAUCAUAUGUCCAUUAGCGUCCAUACAUGAUUAUUUGUUAAUGGGAGUGCUCAGAAACAUCCAGGGAUGAAAAUAUAGAUGGUUUGCAUAUAGAAGCUAUUUUCUUUGGGUGAGAAAGAUCUUUUGUUGAACGUGUAGAUCUUUUUGACUAACACUAAACGAUUGCUUCAAUAAAAUGGAAAAAAGAGACUGACAAAAACUAUGCAGACAGAAAUGUGCAAGCUUACACAUUAUUUUAUGCAUGUGUAUUUAUUUAUUUGAUGUAUAUACUGCCCCAUUAGUGCAUGUGCACUAUUCUCAGUUUAUACAAAUAAUGACCAAUUUAAAAAAAUUAAACUAUUAACAACUUAAAACAAAAUGGCACCCAAGGCAAUUUUCCCCAUAAUGGCAGGACCAGAGACACACAGUCAAUUAGGGUUGGUGUGGAAAGCCUCCCUGAAAAACCAUGUUUUGAGUUGUCUCCUGAACGACAACAGGGAAGGAGCCAGGUGUAGCUCCACUGGAAGCUGGUUCCACCAGGUCCGUGCCACCAUGGAGAAGGCCCUGCCUUUUGUGGAUGACACAUGGGCCUCGGGGUGGCAACACAGAAGAGCAUAGCCUGGGAGGAUCUGGUGGGUUUGGCAGAUGACACUGGGGAAAGGUGCUCCAACACCUAGUCCAGGAAGUGCCUGAUUUUUCACACAUACCCUUUCCAGGCUCUUCCAAACUAAAUGUUCUGCUCCUUUGUAUUUCUUAGUUUAAUUCUUGCUGAAUUCCAGCAAUGGAAGAUCAGAUAGAAAUUAUAAGACUGAAAAAACAAAGCUCACAUUAUUCCCUUACCAACAGCACAAACUAUGGAAUUCGUUGAGGUUUUAGGCUUCAACAAGAAAAAUGGUACUAGGAGUGUGCUCUUUUGUGGGGUUUUUUGGACUACACUCUCCAGAAUUCUCCCCAAGAUUUCCGGGAACUGCAUCCCACAAACCCAGCUAAGCACACCUGUAGAUUUUGCCCUUCUAAAGAACGGCUUUGUGAUUAUUUUUUCUGCACCAUCAGUUCCUCUGGUCUUCGAUUCUGUUUAAAAAAAGAAAAGCUUCUGCCCUUUAGGUUCUAUAGAGGGUGCCUCCUAAAGAACUAUGACUCUAGGAAGGAAACAAACAUCCUGAAGAUAAUAUACUGAAGUACUGGAAAAAGGACUUUGGGCACACAUCAACCCCAAAGGAACUCUCUACCCAGCGUAGGCUUCGUAUUUCUUCAGAAGGAAUUAUGUUCAGGGAGGCAUUCCGUCCACUUUUUGCUGGUAAAUAAACACUCCCUGCUAUGA